Messenger RNA from Crotalus tigris (Tiger rattlesnake), 5816 nucleotides. RefSeq names its product von Willebrand factor C and EGF domains (gene VWCE). Gene Ontology annotation, molecular function: calcium ion binding; protein binding. Bases 471 to 3548 code for a protein of 1025 amino acids. Lineage: Eukaryota; Metazoa; Chordata; Lepidosauria; Squamata; Viperidae. The record is from RefSeq and is a predicted model, not a curated record. Gene Ontology annotation, biological process: cellular response to virus. Gene Ontology annotation, cellular component: cytoplasm. The transcript has 20 exons.
GGGGUGGGGGGCUCUUCUUAGUGCAACAACAAAGCUGCUGUGUUUUGAAGCCCGGGAGCCUCCCCCACAUCGCCUCUCCUGGUUCCUUUACUCUGCGCCCCCCCCUCCACCCCGCGGAGGGUGGGGCGAAGCGAGUACCCUUUUGUACACACGCACGCACGCCCUCGCACACAGGCAAUGCUUUUUCCACUCGGAACACCCGGGCUGGGGAGCCCCGCCACAAUCUGAACCUUGCCUCGUGAGGAGGAGCUUUCUCCCCACGCCGCCGCCGCCGCCCCCAGCUCGAGAGCGCUGAUCCUCGCUCCCCUCCUCUGCCCUGAAAGCGCCCCCGGCCGCCUCUUUGGUGGGAAGAGUCCAGACAGUGCAAGCCAUGCUGUAGCAGGGGGCCUGUGGGGAGGGUGAGGGCGGGCAGGGCAGGGAAAGAGGCUUCGGAGGGAGCAAAGCAUCUCUGCGGACUGGGAGACGCUGUCAUGCUGGCCGGGCUGCUCUUCCAGGCUGCUUGGGUGGCUGUGCUCCUUCACGGCACUCAGGGGAGAGCCUACACGGGAAGGAGGAAGCUUGCCAACUUCGCCGCAGAGAGGCGUCGCAUUGGACCACAUAUUUGUCUCUCUGGUUUUGGAAGUGGGUGCUGUCCUGGAUGGAUACCAUCUCCAGGGAGUGGACAAUGCACUCUGCCACUCUGUUCCUUUGGCUGUGGCAGCGGCUUCUGCAUAGCUCCCAAUGUCUGUGCCUGCCGAGACGGAAGGCAGGGUGUCACCUGUCAAGACCCGCCUGGAGCCUGUGGGGAGUAUGGCUGUGAUCUCACCUGCAAUCAUGGGGGCUGCCAGGAGGUGGCAAGAGUGUGCCCUCUGGGAUUCUCUAUGACUGAAACAACUAAUGGUGUACGUUGUGUGGAUAUUGAUGAGUGCCUGAGUGGUUCCUGCGAGGGGCUUUGUGUGAACACAGAAGGGGGCUUUGUGUGUGAAUGUGGCCCAGGGAUGCAACUUGCGACUGACCGGCACAGUUGUCAAGAUACUGAUGAGUGCCUAACAACACCUUGCCAGCAGCACUGCCAAAACAGUAUCGGCAGCUAUCAAUGUUCCUGUCAUCCUGGAUUCUACCUUCACGGCAACCGACAUUCAUGUGUGGCCUCUAGCACCCUGCGUCUGUCUGGUACAGAUGUGAAUGAAUGCCGCCGACUCAGUGAGAAGCGAACCUGCCAACAUUCCUGCCACAAUACAUUGGGGAGUUUUAUGUGCAGCUGUCAUCCAGGCUACCGACUCAGUGUGGACAGAUUGUCUUGUGAAGGUUUUUCAAAGUCCAGCCUGGCCCCUUCUUCUAUUUUGCAGUCUCUUCAACAGCCACAGACUCUGCUACGCCUUUCUCCAGAAUCCAUAGGACCCGUAUUGCCGCCCAGGGGUUCCCCAGCACUUGCUCCCUCCAGUGUACCUGGAACCCCAUCUCCUUUCCUGCUCCUUCCCAUUCUCUCUGUGCUUCCACCUGCAUCUUCCCCCACUUCCUCAUCUCCUCCCCACAGCUCCUCUUUUGGCACCUCCUUCUGGCCCAGAACAGCCAGGCCUUCUCUACCAAUAAGUCCUCUGUCACCACUGCUACCAAAGAAGGUUAGCCCAUCUCUUCCCCCAAGCCCUUUGACUCCCUCAAUUCCCACCCUGCCAUCUGCCUGCUGGCAUGGAGGGGUUCUUCAUGAAGAUAACAGCUACUGGAUAGAGCCACCAUGUCUGAAUUGCUCCUGUGAGGGUGGACAAGUGUUUUGUCGAGCUGUGACGUGUGAAGUUUCCUGCUCUCACCCAAUUCUCCCAGCCCAGGGAGAGUGCUGUCCUACUUGCACAGGCUGUUUCUAUUAUGGGAUGUCCAGAGUUGAAGGGGACGUAUUCUCUCUCUCUGAGGAGAACUGCACAGUCUGUGUCUGCCUGGCAGGCAACAUUUCCUGUAUUUCUCCAGAAUGUACACCCAGUCCAUGUCCCAGUUCUGUUCAGACAGACUGUUGUCCCUGCCAGCCAGCAGAAUGUCAUUUCCGUGGGCAAAUAUACACAGAAGGGUCCAAGUUCAACCCAGAUGGUGAUAACUGUACCACUUGUGUGUGCAGACAAGGUGAAGUGGAGUGCUCCUUCAUUCCAUGCCCUACCCCGGGAUGUCCCCAUGAGGACUGGCUGUUGGCUCCAGGACAGUGCUGCUUCACCUGCCGGAAGACUGCACUCAUGACAGGUUGCUUUAUAGAUGAUAAUGGAAUUGAAUUUCCAGUAGGACAGCUCUGGUCACCGGGUGAUCCCUGUGAGUUAUGCAUCUGCCAGGCAGAUGGUUCAGUGAGCUGUAAGAGGACAGAUUGUUUGGAGAUGUGUCCUCAUCCAAUCCAAAUCCCUGGACAAUGCUGUCCAGAUUGUUCAGCAGGUUUUUAUACAGGCCAUCUGGCUCAAGUAGACCAAGUAAAUACGUUUUUCCCUUUCACAACAAAAGGUUGUACCUAUGCAGGGAAGAUCUUCUAUAACAAUGAAACCUUCCCCUCUGUCUUGGACCCGUGUCUAAGUUGCAUUUGUUUGCUGGGCUCUGUAGCCUGUUCUCCUGUGGACUGUGUCGUAUCCUGUACAUACCCUUUCCAUCCAGAGGGCGAGUGCUGUCCAAUUUGUCAUGACUGCAAUUACAAGGGAAGAAAAGUAAUCAAUGGACACAACUUUGUUCCUGAAGAUGAACCCUGUGUUUAUUGUACCUGCCAGCUUGGGGAGGUGAGCUGUGAGAAGAAGACUUGUCCAAAGACUUGUACAGAGCCCUUUGGUCCUAUAAUUCAUUGCUGCCCAGACUGCCAAAAUAAUGAAGUCAUGGAUGAUUUGGCUUCCCUGGAGAAUAGACUAGCCAGCCCUGUCUUGGAAGAUGGAGCAGCAGAGACACCCUUGCAAAAUCUUCAAAGAGGUCCUAUAGCCCUGGUGUCUGAUAGCUCUACCCCUAACAUUGCCUCACUUACUCCAGAGGAUCAUCUUGAAGCAAGUAAUGCAAAUGAUCAGAAGACUGUGCUUACGAACCCAAUUGCACUAGGGAAUGUUGGACUCCACCAAAACAGACCAGGAGAGACCACUAGGUUGCAUGUCAAUGAACCACCAAGUAUCAUCCCUCCUUCUUGGCUAGGCCACUCAGCAAUUCCUCAAAUAAAACCGGAGUCCAUUGUACCAUUUCUAAAUAAUCCAGAGAGCUUUGGAGAUCCUCCUAGCAAAUCAGCUGGGUCCUCCAUGACUCAUUCCAGCCUGUCUUCUCUUUAUUUAAGAACAAGCAGAACCACUGCAUCCCCCCCUGCUGCUCAUACUUCUGUUCCAUCCACUCCAGCUAAUCUCGAAAAGUCUAUAAUGGCCUUAUUUCAGCGUUCGAACAUUCAUAACCUUCUUUUGCAACCUCUGGCUGAAACAUUUUCUUCUUCAGCCAGUUCUAAUCUAGAUUCUUUUCAAGAGCUUCCUAGUAGCCCAACCCACAUAACACAUUUUUCUUUGCGCCACCUAAAUGUAGGGAACAACUCUAAAUUAACCUCUAGUGAUGAGAAUAGCCUCACUGAUAUAUCUCCAUAGAUUGGAGAUUAUUUUGAAUAAGAGGAACAUAACCACUUUAAUCUCAUAAAAACAAGAGCAUCUGCCUAUAUGGUUGCUGUUUGCUAGAUUUCCCACUACGUAUUCAUGGCAAUAAUCACUUUCUGGCUUCCUAGAAAGCAGGUCCUCACUUCAGCUCUUGAUUGCAUUGAAGUUCUUACUUAACUAAUACCUCAUUGGAUUUAGAAGACAAUAGAAAAAUGGCUUUUAUUUGCAAAAUCAGUAUAAACAUUCCAGUAAAGCAUUAAGAUUUCAGAAUGGAAGCAUGACAAGUAGUAGAAUCAUAGGCUAAUUCAACCUCUUGUUUUGCAUGUUGUGUGGCUGGCCUAAUGCUAGCAAGGGAAGCAACAAUUUGUGCCAGAAGUCACAUAAUAAAUUUUUUCACACUUUGUCUAAUAUAGACAUUCUGUUGCUGCUUACUGUCUUAUAUGGACAUUUCAGGACUGAUUAUACAUAUUGAAGAAAUGUGGUUAGCUUUCCAUGAAGUCAGAAAUGAACUAAACAUUGUUUUAUAGACAAUGUACUGCAUACUGGUAUGUACAACACUGCGCUGCAUACUGGUAUGUACAACACUAUUUUAAUAGUGGAAAAUUUCCACUUCCUUGUUCUGGUGUAUAUAGAAUUCUGCAAUUCAGAUUAUAAUAUGAAAUAUAUUUUAUGAACAUUAAAAUCAUAGCAUCAUACCUAAAGGUAAAUGUAUUUUUCUAUGUCAUAGUUAAAAGUACAUUUCCAAGCUAAGCUUAUGAGAAUUUUGUUUAACAUUUCUUGGGUGAAAUUUGCCAGCCACUAAAGUCUUCAGGAAUAUUCAGUUUUCGAAAGGCUUUGAAAAUCAUGUGCAGCCCAUUCAUAAAAUAGGCAGCAUGACUGAAUUUUGUCAACUACCUCAAAGGGGUGUUUUGUAAGGGCAUAUCAACUUUUGAUAAUUGAAACUAAAAAGACUGCUGUUGUUUUCCUCCAUUUCAGUCUCUGGGAAUUCUAAUUUUGUGAGAUGUUCAGUAAGUCUUCAUUGGAUAAUCAUUUAUGUAACUUACGUGCUUCCUAAAAUUUAAUAACCAGCAUCAUUGUUCCUCAGUAGCCUUGGGUCUGAUGUAAAUGUGCAGGAUUAUGUACUGUACUAGAGCAGUGCAGUGCUUCAGUUUCAAAGCCACAAUGGUGCUGUGUCUCCAUAAAGCAACUGCAUCUUUUCCCUGUAUCACGUGACUAUCCUUUGCAGCUGUAAUAGUGUGUUAUUGGGAAAAGAUGCAUUUGUUCUAGAGCACCCUUUUGCCUUUGAAUCCAAAGGGCAGCACAGCCACAUGAAAUAUAACUUUGGACACACCCAGUGGCAAUUUGAAAAGUGAUUAGAAAUAUAUCCACAGUUCUUCCUUCGCUGGCUGGCUCAACUUCCUUGAGGCAGGUAGAGCCCAUCUAUCUUCAACUCUAGCUUCUGGCUUCUAAGCCUUAAUCAUUACUCAGAAAGGGCAUUCUUCUCUGCAAUUUUUAAAAAUCCAGAAAGUACAAUUUUUGAAAAUCCAGAAAGUGCAAAAACAGUAGUAGCUGGACAGGCAAAUCCACGUAUUAACUGUAGGAGUCUGAAGUGUUUGAUACAUUAUGCCACAGACAUUCUGACUGACUUUGCUAAGGUUCUCAAACUGAUUCAGUUUAUGAUCUAUCAAAACCACCCUACCUCAUAGUGCAUGUAAUGAUUUUAUGCUAGGUUAAAAAUGAAAAACAUGAGGAGAUUAAAAAUUCACUGGUCCAGAUUCCAAUUUUCUUUCAUGGAACCACAUUUGUGGAAGGGGGAAUAAAAACCUGUUAAGCCUCAUAUCUCUAUGCCUUGGUCUAACAAUGGAUUAUGGCUUAAAGUGAAUUGUCUGGUUAUCAAGGCAGCUAUAUCCUUUUCUCUUGCCACUCUUCCUCCCCCCCUCAAUUUCCUAAAUUAGGGCAGAUUAGGGCACAUCACUCGAUGCCACCUCUUGGACAAUGUGACUCAUCUGCAUGCAAAGUUUUAUUGAUAGAUAUGAUAAAGCCCCUUUGAGAUUGCCACUACACACAUGCAUGUAUUCAUUUGGGCAGGAAUUAAAGGACAUUUCUAUGUGAAUUUACCUUGGUAUGUUGCCAUGUCAAAAUAAAUGCCUACACUCUGUUUUUCAUAUAUUGAUAUAAAAAAUUCGUAUUACUGUGCUGUGAACAUUUCCAUUUAAACAAAAUGGUUGGUUUUAAAAACUAAAAUGUAUAUUAUAAUAAAAAUUAUGGCAAAUAAAUUUAAUC